Molecule: messenger RNA, 816 nt
Organism: Knipowitschia caucasica
Lineage: Eukaryota; Metazoa; Chordata; Actinopteri; Gobiiformes; Gobiidae
Source: the annotation of a GenBank genome assembly
AUGGCUUUCCCCAACACUUAUGGGCUCAUCUUUGCAUGUAUCUGUGGCAUUAUCCUGGUCAUCGGACUCUGUGCCAACCUACUGGUUUUCUCUCUAUUUGCCAAAAACAACUCAUUGCGUAAAAACCGACUGGACAUCCUGCUCCUGAGCAUGACGCUGGCAGACUUCCUCACUUUGCUGCUCAUCCCUUUCACCGUGCACUCAGCUAUGAGUUACUCGUGGCCUCUGGGUGACACCUCCUGUAAAGUGUACCAGUUCCUUCUGGCUUUCAGCCUGGCAGCCAGCACAUAUUCACUGUGCGCAGUGUCAAUGACACGUGCCAUGAUCAUCACCAACCCCUACCAGCCGCCCACAAUGGACCUGGUCAUCUUUAUGUUUGUUCUUGUAUGGGCUUUAAGUUUCUUCAUUAGUCUACCGCUGCGGAUGUUUGCUACCAAAAAAAACUUGAGCCCGAGUCUGGCCAACUUUACAUUCUGCCUUCCAACUAUUCAUGAGCAUCACUACCAAGUGGUGCUCAGCCAGAACACCCGGCGUGCUUCUCUCAUGGUGUUCCUGGCUGCUGCUACCUUUUCUAUGUGCUGGCUGCCUGGUUAUGUGCUGGAGCUGUGUGUUUACCUGGGACAGUAUCACCAUGGACAGGCCUGGGAGAUCUUCUACUUCAUCUGCACAGUGCUCCAGUAUCUCCACCCCUGCAUCAACCCUGUGGUCUAUGUGCUCCUCUCCAAGCGCUAUCGCCACCAGAGGGUGACAUGUUUCUUCAACUGCAACAGAAACAGAGUUCAGCCUCAAGUCGUCAGUAUCACAGACAGCCUUUAG